GUCCAUCCCAAAUCAGGGUGGGUCAAGGGCUCCUUCCAUGCCGAAGACAAUGACAACUCUGGUUCUGCGCAUCGGAAAUGCACAACUUCAUUUAUAAUUAAACAACCAACAACCACCAUGGUCAGCGCCGAAAAAGAUAAAAAUGAAAUCAAGGUGAUGGUGGUGGGCGAUUCGAUUUCGCACGGAAGAGAGGGCGAUUGGACUUGGAGAUAUCGCAUUUGGGAGUGGUUCAGCCAAGAAGCCAUCAACGUGCGCUUUGUGGGACCUUACAAAGGCACAGUCCCUCCGGAGGAACCACAUCCACCACGCCCACCCAGGUUGGAAGAUGAGCCUCUUCAGUUGCCAGCACCUCUCCGAACUGAUGGAGGUUACGCUGCUGGAGUCCAUCGGGACUUCCUCUCCAACUGCCACCACUUUGCCGCCAGCGGGCAACAGGCGUUCGUGGCCAAGGACCUCGUGGCCGAGCAAGUGGCCGCCUACCAACCAGAUAUUUGCUUGGUCCAGCUGGGGUUCAAUGAUCUCGGCUGGCGGAUGUGUGGGCCCGGCCCGACUCUCGCCAGCAUUGGAGAUCUUAUCGAAGAGGCAAGGUCUGCGAAGCCAGAUCUGAAGUUUGCUGUUGCCAAUGUACCACAGAGGACGGACAUACCUGGCCGUGAAGACCUACCGAGAGAUACGGAUCUGUAUAACCACAUGCUUGUGCAGGAGAUUACUCACUGGAACACACCCAAAUCGCCCGUCGCCCUUGUAUGCUUCUGCGAAAACUACUCGUGCGGCGGCACCAACUCGGACGCUGCCUAUGACGGCCUUCACCCCAACGCCCUCGGCGAAUAUCAGCUCGCCCAAGCCUUCUCGCGGACUUUGGUGUCCGAUUUCUCUCUCGGCCGCAGCCCGCUCGCGAUCCCGGAAUCCGUGCCUUCUCGACCCCUCCCUACCCCGGCUCGGUUCGGGGCCGCCUCAACCCCCGCCGGCAUCAUCGUGAACUGGAAUACUGUUUACGGCGCACUUGGCUAUGAUCUUCAACACAGGCUUGCCGGUGACAGCGAGUGGGCCACCACACACAUAGACUGUAACCGAUAUUACUGGUCGGCUUUGAGGGACGGCCAGCUGGUGGAAUGCCGAGUCCGCACCAGCGGGGGGGACAACCUCAAGUCUCCUUGGAGCUAUGUUGCCGCAGCAGUUGCCAAACCGGAGACGCCACCGCCGCCUCACAACAUGGUGACACGCGCGACUGCAACUGGCUUCACAAUCACCUGGGACCCCCCUCCACCGACUUCGUAUACCGGGGAGAUUGACCGCUAUGGUCUCAUCUACUUCGACUGCGAUCAACCCGGCGUUUUCCCCGAAGUUAUGGGUGUCAGGGGAGAUAGCGCCGAGUUGAAAGACCUCAGGCCGGGCCACCGUUAUGCCAUAGCCAUGGGGUCGUGGUCCACUGUGGGCCAAGGGCUUCCCGCCGGUGCACCCUCCGUGGUUGUGGGCGGAGAGAUCCCCCAUACUCCGAAAUGUGUGCGCGUCAAGGCCUUUGACUGCCACAACGUCGAACUUAGUUGGCAGCCGGUUAGUGGUGCGACGGGUUACGGUAUUUGGCUUCGAUGCUGUGGGCCGGACGGGCCUGAGGAUCCCAUAUUGCAUUCACGGAUGAACGCUACCAUCAGGGAUGCCGCCCCCUCCGAACCUCAACGCGAGACGUGCGAGAUUUGGGUCCUGGACCCGCCCUGGCACUGUCGAUUUGCCGUUAGCGCUCUCAACCACAACGUCUCGUCUCGUCGCUCCAAAUGGCUGACCCCAUCACGUCCGAGCGGUGAGGAGUUUACAAUGCCCGAGAACGCGACAAUUCACAUUCACCUUGGUCAAAAAUGAUGACCCUUUUGCCUGGA
Molecule: messenger RNA, 1874 nt
Organism: Chaetomium fimeti
Lineage: Eukaryota; Fungi; Ascomycota; Sordariomycetes; Sordariales; Chaetomiaceae
Product: carbohydrate esterase family 3 protein
Exons: 2
Coding region: 118-1857 (579 amino acids)
Molecular function (GO): protein binding; phosphatidylcholine lysophospholipase A1 activity
Source: RefSeq, a predicted model, not a curated record